AUGGACUUGGGUGUCUUGGGCCUGCCAGGUGCCCCCCAGCGUCGCAGCAAGACCCUGCUGGGGGCGCAGAGCAGGGGCCCGGCCAUGCGUCGGCAGCGGGAGUUCCUGCCGGAAGAGAAGAAGGACACGGUUUACUGGGAAAAGCGGAGGAAGAACAACGAAGCAGCCAAGAGGUCCCGGGAGAAGCGGCGCCUCAAUGACGCGGCCCUGGAGCGUAGGCUGGCCGCCGUGCUGCAGGAGAACGCACUGCUCAGGGCUGAGCUGGGAGCACUCAAGCACCACUUCGGCCUCCUGGCCCCCGCUGGUAGCACCCAGAGCCUGCCCUGGCAGGCUCUACUGUGGGCGACCCCCUGGACUGGAGACCCCCUCUCUGGGGCCGAGCCACUCCCAUCUCUGCCGGGCUCCCCCGGCUGCAUCUUGAGGCCCUGUUCCCUGGACGCUGGGGUCCCAGGAUGCCAGGGCUGCCAAGUUGCUCAAAGGUGGACUGGCCUGGCCACUUCCUCCAGGUUCCCCCAGGACCCCGCCGCCCCUGACCCCAAGAGAAUGGAUAUGGCCUUGCAAGCUGCCCUCCCAGCCACCUUCUUCAGCUGUCACCUCCUGGGUGGACACGGGGGGCCCAGAUCUGAGCUCAGGCCCUGCUGGGGACUCUGGUCUCCUGUGCCCACUGGUUGCCAGGCCUCAGGGCCCUCAGAUAUGCUACUGACACCCACGGUUGAUCCCAUGGGGCUGCCUCCCCGGGUGGCCUGCCCUGUCCCAGGGAAUCAUCCUGAGGGUCUGGCUCAGCCCUGCCUGCCCCACAAACUGCGCAUCAAGUCCCGAGCCGCCAGCAGAGCAGCUGGAGGCUGCAAGGGUGGCCAGGAAGCCUCCUGA
Messenger RNA from Pteronotus mesoamericanus, 870 nucleotides. It is a transcript of the gene NFILZ, whose product is annotated as NFIL3 like basic leucine zipper. Lineage: Eukaryota; Metazoa; Chordata; Mammalia; Chiroptera; Mormoopidae. Gene Ontology annotation, cellular component: nucleus. The transcript has a single exon. Gene Ontology annotation, molecular function: DNA-binding transcription factor activity; DNA binding. Bases 1 to 870 code for a protein of 289 amino acids. The record is from RefSeq and is a predicted model, not a curated record. Gene Ontology annotation, biological process: circadian rhythm; regulation of DNA-templated transcription.